Messenger RNA from Rubroshorea leprosula, 1281 nucleotides. The record is from the annotation of a GenBank genome assembly. Lineage: Eukaryota; Viridiplantae; Streptophyta; Magnoliopsida; Malvales; Dipterocarpaceae.
AAUCUUUCUUUUCUUCUCCGGAGAUGCUACACCGUCUGUACUCGCCGGAAAGGUGGACCUUUAACGGUACGGACGUGAGUGCGCUUCAGAGACAGCACGCCGGGUUGAAACGGCUGCAGCAACAAAACUAUAUUGUUCAAAACAAUUCCGUUGAAUUCGGUUCAAAUCCAUUGUCUGGGUUUCGGGGUUUGGUCAGCAGCAGUUUUCACGUAGUUGGGGCAGAAGGUUUUGUGCCAUCGGAGGCUGCGAUGGAACAAUGUAGUUCUUGGACUUCUGGGUGCAUGACGGCGGAGAUGGAGACUGUGAAGUUGAAAGAGAUCAAUUUGGCUUUGACGCCUGAAAGGGACAACUCAAACAAGAGAAAAGCAGAGAUUGCUGCCGAUGAGAGAUGCAUAGAAAAGAGGAGUAAAGGAGAGGUAGGAAUGGAGUACUCAGAGGUGAAAGCAAAAUGCAGCAGUACAGAAAUUUCAGCAAAUACUUCUUCAAAGGAGAAUUCCAAGGUUUCAGAAGUUGAGAAGUCUAAAUACAUUCAUGUACGGCCACCUCGGGGCCAGGCCACUGGUAGCCACAGUUUAGCUGAAAGAGCCAGGAGGGAAAAGAUUAACAGGAAAAUGAAGUGUUUACAAGAGUUAGUACCAGGAUGCAGUAAAGUAACAGGGAAAGCAGGCAUGCUUGAUGAAAUAAUCAACUAUGUUCAAUGUCUUCAAAGACAAGUUGAGUUCUUGUCCAUGACACUGGCUGCUCUAAAUCCAAGCCAAGAAUUCAACGUUGCUAAUUUCCCUGCAAAAGAAUUUCCUGCUUAUAUCACCAAAUUUCCAGCAGCCGCUAAGUUGCCAGCACUAGCCAAUCGAGCCUGCCUUCCAUUUUUCCCAACUCAACCAGGAGCCACAAAUUGCAUGCCAGAUGUGGCAUUGCAUUCCCCUCAAGCAUCUAUUGAAAGAAACUCGACUUAUUCUGUAUCCACCUCGCAACAGACUCUCAACUCAUCUGGCAUCUCUCAACUCGGACCCCUUUCAUCUUGGAGUUUGGAUUCACAAGGUCUUUAUGAUGAGUACAAUACGGGGUUUCAGUAAAGCACUGGCAUUCAUCUUCGUUUAUUUCAAAAUUAUCGGCUAAUAUCCAGCCUCUAAGGACACCUGCUGCAUUUUUAUUCUGUGCAUGGGAGUUUCAGUACCAGAAUCAACUUCCAUCAGCAGUAUGCCUUCCUCACCUGCUGCAUUUGAACUGGUUUCACUGGCAUCACUCCUGGAAGUGUAAUUUUGAACGCCAUUCACCCAUCUU